Molecule: messenger RNA, 2300 nt
Organism: Lemur catta (Ring-tailed lemur)
Lineage: Eukaryota; Metazoa; Chordata; Mammalia; Primates; Lemuridae
Gene: MFAP2
Product: microfibril associated protein 2
Exons: 8
Coding region: 1326-1880 (184 amino acids)
Biological process (GO): embryonic eye morphogenesis
Cellular component (GO): microfibril
Source: RefSeq, a predicted model, not a curated record
CCCCAGUCCCCCUGCCGUGAGGAGGCCCAGGGUUUUCAGAGUGGGGGUGUGGGGAGCCAGAUGUCCCCUGCCUCUGGGGCAACUUGAGUCAUAGCUCCCCCAUCCCACCCCCACUCAGAAGUGCUGGAUGCAUGAGCCCAGUGGGGGUCAGGGGGGUCUCGGGAGUGGGCGAGGGGGGAAAGCUGGCCACGUUUCUGCCCCUCUCCCAGAUCCCCAGGGGGCAGUACAGCAAAGUUAGCGUUUCUAGUUAGCUGUCUGGAAGAACUUCCUGUGUCCGGGCAGGGAGGGGGCCCUCUGGGAUGGAGGAGCCGGUGGACUCAGCCCUCACAGCCCUCCCCGCAGAAAGCCGGCGGUCCGGAGGUUGCCCUCCACUGAGCUGGGACCGGACGUGGGGACCUGGAGGCUCCGCCAAGUCUGCUGUGUAGCCAAGACUGGAGGCCGGACUCCACCAGGGGUUCUGGAACGUCAGGAACCUGGUGAAAAGUGUGCCCCAGUGCCCUCUCCCAAAAAAUUACACACACGUCACUUGUCCUACAAUGUCGGGGUGUUCAGAACGCCUGGGCUGGUGACAUCAUGGCCCCCUCCGGCGCUGGCCCCCUCAGACUCCACUCUAAGUGCUUCCUCCUGCUGCAGAAACAGACCUCAGGCUCUGAGUCUGUGAUAAAGACGCAGGGUCUUGGGAGGCCUGAGGCCUGGCAGGAAAGGAGUCUUCUGGGGGCUGGGAGCCCUGCCCGGCCUGGCUGCUCUGGGGCCCCCGGGCCGUGUGCACGUGGUUUCCUGCUUAGUGAGAUGCUCCGGGCCCAGGGGCUAAUUGGGAGCAGGUGGUGGGCUUGGCCCAGGCUGCUGAGCCCCGGCCAUGAUGCUGGCUGGGCAGAGCUGGGGUCCCCAGUAUCCGCCUGGGGUCAGGGACUCGUACAGUUGGUGCACUGGACACCCAGGGAGGUGCUGGGCCAGUGGGGUGGACAUGGGCGUGGGUGAGGAGAGAACGGUCCAGGCUGGCACAGCAUUAGAAACGUCCCCUCAGUGAUCAGGGCAGGGUGGGGUCUGUCUGUCAAGGUCAGCCCCGGAGCCAGGUUGGAGGCCUUGUCCCUUGUGACCCAAACACCCAGAUGGGCCGACCCCAGAUGAGACUACCCAAAGUAGUCCUGACCCCUGGUCCCCUGGCUCCCUGGAUGCCUGGGUUCUGCUCGGGGGGCCUGCUUCUCCAGGCUGAAUCCAGGGGACCAGAAGUGGGCUCUGCAGUCCUGGGUCCUGGGCCUGGGCACAGCUCCCCCGCUCCCCUUCCUCCAGCUGUCCUCUGACACCACCCCGGCCUGCCGCUCUCCAUGGCCAUGAGAACUGCCUACCUCUUCCUGCUCUUCCUGCCUGGCCUGCUGGCUCAGGGCCAGUAUGACCUGGACCCGCUGCCACCGUUCCCUGACCACGUCCAGUACACACACUACGGCGACCAGAUCGACAACCCAGACUACUAUGAUUACCAAGAGGUGACUUCUCGGCCCUCCGAGGAGCAGUUCCAGUUCCAGUCCCAGCAGCAAGUCCAACAGGAAGUCAUCCCAGCCCCCACCCCAGAACCAGGAAAUGCAGAGACGGAGCCCACGGAGCCGGGGCCUCUCGACUGCCGCGAGGAGCAGUACCCGUGCACCCGCCUCUAUUCCAUACACAAGCCUUGCAAACAGUGUCUCAACGAGGUCUGCUUCUAUAGCCUCCGCCGUGUAUAUGUCGUCAACAAGGAGAUCUGUGUCCGCACAGUCUGUGCCCACGAGGAGCUCCUCCGAGCUGACCUGUGUCGGGACAAGUUCUCCAAAUGUGGCGUGAUGGCCAGCAGCGGCCUGUGCCACUCCGUGGCAGCCUCCUGUGCCAGGAGCUGCGGGGGUUGCUAGGGUGGAGCCGUGUCCUGAGCCCUGCCCGCCUCAGAUCUGGGGGCCUCGCCCCACCUGACCUGGUGCUUUUCUCCCGUCCUGACGUUCCCUUUAUUGUGUGCAAAGUUAGUGGACUGCAGCCCUGGGCUGUGGGCUGUGGUGCCCCAGGCCCCACUCCCAGCCUGUGGCCACUCCUGGGGCAUGACAGGGGCUCCCCACUGCCCAGUCUCUGCCCCCUUGGUGGGGGACACCUCAGGCCUCUCUGUGGGACCUGGACCCCUGGGGCCUUCUCAGCCCCUCUGAGGACAGUCCCCCGUUCAUAGUCCCCCCAGGUAGGCUAUGCCCCUCAUCCCAGCUGGUCUGCUUGGAUUUCCUACAGCCCCCUGGGCAUGGACCACCUUUGUUUGUUUUAUACAAAAUUAAAAACAACUUUUUACAAAA